AACGUCAUCAUAUAUGAAUUAAUAAAAACAAAGAAAAAGAAGCCUCUUGUCUCUUACCUUUUUUCAGGAGGACCUGGUAAGACGAGGAAGAUGGUGUCGCUAAAGCUCCAGAAGCGGCUGGCGGCGAGCGUUCUCAAGUGUGGGAGAGGCAAGGUUUGGCUGGAUCCAAAUGAAGUCAAUGAAAUCUCCAUGGCCAACUCACGCCAGAACAUCAGGAAGCUGGUUAAGGAUGGGUUUAUCAUCAGGAAGCCAACCAAGAUUCAUUCUCGAGCCCGUGCACGUCGAAUGAAGGAGGCAAAGAGGAAGGGACGCCACUCUGGAUAUGGUAAGCGCAAGGGUACAAGGGAGGCUAGGUUGCCAACAAAGGUCUUGUGGAUGAGAAGGAUGCGUGUUCUUAGGCGCUUGCUCCGCAAAUACAGAGAAUCAAAGAAGAUUGACAAGCACAUGUAUCAUGAUAUGUACAUGAAGGUGAAGGGUAAUGUGUUUAAGAACAAGCGAGUUCUAAUGGAGAGCAUCCACAAGUCCAAGGCUGAGAAGGCAAGAGAGAAAACUUUGUCUGACCAGUUUGAAGCUAAGAGGGCGAAGAAUAAGGCAAGCAGGGAAAGAAAGAUUGCUAGGAGGGAGGAGCGUUUGGCUCAGGGACCUGGAGCAGACAAGCCACCAGCAGCUGCCCCUGUUGCUGCAGCCCAACCUGCUGAGGUUUCUAAGAAGUCCAAGAAGUGAGAUCCUAGUGAAGAUUUGUGAAGGACUUAUGACUUUAGAGAGUCUGUUUCUUCGGUUAGUAGUUUUGUUGAGCCAUGGUGCUGUAUUUUUGGGUAAUAUGGAUGUUGAGUUGUUCCUUUACAUGAUAGAUGGAAAAGUGUUCCUUCAGAUGACUUGUUUGUCUGCUUUUUCUAGAUUUCAUAAUGUCGAGUUUAUUUCCUUCUGGUUCAUUAUUUUCAAUGUUAAAAAUUAGUUUUGCACGGAUGAGUUAUGGAAUGGUUUUCAAUGUGAAAAUUCACGAACAAGAUGAUUAAUCAAGACCUUAAGUAGGA
Molecule: messenger RNA, 1034 nt
Organism: Rubroshorea leprosula
Lineage: Eukaryota; Viridiplantae; Streptophyta; Magnoliopsida; Malvales; Dipterocarpaceae
Source: the annotation of a GenBank genome assembly